Molecule: messenger RNA, 2232 nt
Organism: Saxophila tyrrhenica
Lineage: Eukaryota; Fungi; Ascomycota; Dothideomycetes; Mycosphaerellales; Extremaceae
Exons: 1
Coding region: 1-2232 (743 amino acids)
Biological process (GO): N-terminal peptidyl-methionine acetylation
Cellular component (GO): NatB complex; cytoplasm
Source: RefSeq, a predicted model, not a curated record
AUGGCCCGCUACCCAACCUUCGAAGAAUACCAAAAGUCCGGCAAAUACAACGACGGCCUCAAACGCACCGCCGACCUUCUCAAGAAGGCUCCCAAUGAUCCGGAAUUGCUCAUCCUCAAGGCGCAACUCCUCUCCGCCAAAGAUGAGGACCCCACACCCACCCUGGAUGGACUCCAGGCCCUCCAACCACCGAUCCAAGACCUGAACCAACUCAUCCAGCUGGAACAACUCCACCUCGACCUCCAGAAAAACGACUUCCCCAUCCCCAAGACCCUCGGCCCCCAAAUGGCCAAAUUCUGGGACCUCGCCCUCGAAGCCCCCAACGCCACGACAAACUCCAAACUCGACGCUCUCUCCCUCCGCUUCUCGCAAGGCAUUGCCAACACCCGGCUCGAAGACGCCCAACAAGCCCUCAUUCAGCUGAAGGUGAUGCAGCCGCGGAACCGGGUGCUGUUCAUGGCGCACGCGGCUGUGACGUAUUUGCUUUCCGGCUCGAAGGAGGAUUUGCAGGCGAGGCUGGCGCUGGGUUUGGCGAGGAAGGCGGUGAAGGAGGGGUUUGAUGGGGAGGAGGGGUUGGAUUGUCGGGUGCCGGGGCAGAUUCUUGCGGUGGGUGGGACGGGGGAGGAGGUGCUUGGAUUGGAGGGAAGGAGGUUCGGGGAGAGUAAGCAGGUUUAUGAGGCGUUGAGGAGAGGUAAAGAUGGCGGAGGGGCGAACAGGGAGGUAAAGGGUGCCAGUGGGGAUGGCGCGAAGGAAGGGUAUGAGGCGGAGGUGGCGAAGGAGAAGGAGCGGUUUGCGGAGUUGGUCAAGUCGGAUGCGAAGAUUGAGGAGGUGAUAUCUUUUGCCUCAGACGCUCUUCAACUCUUCCACAAAGGCACCAAAUCUUCCGAAGGCAACCGGCGGAGACUGAAAGUCGACGCUUGCUUCCUCGCCGUCUCUGGCCUGGUGAGAGCCUUCGAACUGACCGACCAAACGAGCUACCUGCUGAACGCCGCACACAUCACGGAAGCCCUCCUCGCACAAAACGAACACAUCCACGAGUCCAGGCUCAUCCUCGUCUACCUCUACAUGCGUCUCAACCUCGGCAGCCUAGCCCUCCAUCUCUUCGACUCCCUCCGCGUCAAGGAGAUCCAAAACGACACAGUCGGCCACGCACUCUUCACCCGCCUCUCGCUCGUCCACCCCUACAGCACCGGACAAACGAAGAAAGAAACACUCGACCCGCUGAAGAUGGUCUCUAACGCAUUGCAAAUGUACAUCAGAUGCGAAGACAAGCUCGCUGAAACCCAAGCCGGUGUGCUCGCUCAUGGCCAGACGGGUAUGGUCUUUGACCUUCAGGAAUUGAGGGAUAAGCUGCGGACGAGUCUAUCACGGCGGAUCACUUUUCUGGAGCAGAGACGGAUUGAUCGACUGGUCUACAACGAGAUUUCACGCGGUGUGGCUGAGCUUGGACCAAGGGUGACGGCGAACUGGACGGAGAUUGUUGAUAAUCGGGACUUCGCCGCGACAUUCAAUUAUGGCUGCAAUGUCGAGAAGGUCUUGCAGAGUCACGGUGGCAGUGUGCCGGGCGAGCAAUGGAUCCUCAAUGCUCUGGUAGCGGAUGCGGCAUGGUGUUUGGCGCAUGAGAAGCCACCUCCUGUGCUCGACCUGCAAGUAUUGCUGGACAAGACGAAACAAGCACAGCCAGAUGUGUCGCAACUACAGCUCAACGACGUCGCGGGCUCUGGCUCCGGCAUGAACACCGUAGAGCUCCGUGCAGGCUUCUUCGCCCACCAGACCCUCCAACUACUCCUCAACCUCGACUCCAACAGCGGCGACCUCGCCGACCACAUCUCGGCCCUGUCGAGCGCACUCGCAACCCUCAACAUCGCAUCGCUCACCGACUCCGAAACCACCCUCACAGAAGGUCUCCAACAAUCCUACGCCUACCUCGACGUCCUCCGCACCGCCUACAACAGCCUCAACUUGGCGAAGCGGAAAGGUACCGGCCAAGCCGAGGCGCUUGAGGAGUCACAGAAGGACAUCCGAAGCGCCUUUGAAGCUCUGCAGACGCAUGCGAAGGAGCGUGCGAAGAAGGUGAAGGCUGCGGAUGUCAAGGCUGUGAUGGUGAAGGAUGAGAAGAUUGCGGGAGCGGUAGGCAUGUUUGGAACGGAAGGGUUGGAUGGGUUUUGCGAGACUGUCGCAAAGGCGGGGAGAGAGGGCUGGGAGGGGGUUGGGAGAGUCAAACUUGCGUAG